AUGUUGUAUAGCGAUUAUUUAAAUUUAUUUCAGACAUAUGUUGUGGGUGUGUUUCCAUUUGUGCUCUUUGUAAAUGCUCCUCAUGGAAAACUAGCUCAACCAACACUAUGGUUCUCUAAAGGCUAUGUGCCAGGCCGUCUUGGUUGGAUACUUAUGGAAUUAGUAGCUCCCGUUACUUUUCUCUAUGCAUUACAACAGAGAAACCACUCUCUGGCUCCUGGGUUUGUAGGGGAUCUAUCCUUGCAUGACUUGGACCCAUUUCGUAAAGUAUUAGCAUUUAUGUUUUUGAUUCAUUAUGCCAAUCGUGCUAUUGUGAGUCCGCUUAUCUUUGCUCCUCACGUUUCACCUAUGCAUUGGACUGUAUUCGUUUCUGCCAUUUUAUUCAACUUUCUAAACGGAAUGUCCAUUGGUUUAUACUUGCUUCAGGCCACCGUACAACAUCACCCAAUUUCUUUGCCUUGGUUCAUUGUAGGUGGAUGCUUAUGGUUUUUCGGCUGGAUUGGCAACAUAUAUCAUGACAAUAUACUUUAUGACCUUCGGCGACGCCCACUUUCUAAAGCUCAGCAAACCAAUUCUUCGUCUUCGACUAUCCUGCCAUCUCAUUCUAAUGAGGAGGAGGUUGUUUCUUCCUUUCAAUCUCAUUACAAGAUUCCUUACGGUGGUCUAUUCACCUAUGUCUCUUGUCCCAACUAUUUUUGUGAAUGGAUCGAGUGGUUUGGCUGCUACUUGGCCGCUGGUAUGCAAGCAGAACCCAUCUGGUGGUUCUUUUUGGCCGAGAUCCUCUUAAUGCUCCCACGCGCCUAUCGAAUCCAUUCUUGGUAUCGUUCCCAUUUCUCGCGUUACCCUGAAGACCGCCUUGCAGUGAUUCCUUUUCUGUUUUAA
Molecule: messenger RNA, 882 nt
Organism: Schizosaccharomyces osmophilus
Lineage: Eukaryota; Fungi; Ascomycota; Schizosaccharomycetes; Schizosaccharomycetales; Schizosaccharomycetaceae
Product: steroid reductase
Exons: 1
Coding region: 1-882 (293 amino acids)
Biological process (GO): steroid metabolic process
Cellular component (GO): membrane
Molecular function (GO): 3-oxo-5-alpha-steroid 4-dehydrogenase activity
Source: RefSeq, a predicted model, not a curated record